AUGGAAUCUUCGAACAAAAAGGAGGAGGAGAAAAUAGGUACUCCUACAGCGCAGCGGGUCAGCGGCCGAUGCAUCAAGAGACCCCGCAAAGAUGAUGAGACAAACAACAGUCCCAAAGUUUGUGUCCGGCGACUGCAGCAUCAUCAGCAACAACAGCCGCAGGGUCAGCAGCCUCAGCAACAACAUCAUCAACAGGGGCAGCAGCAGCAGGGACAACAACAAGCACAGCAGCAACAUCCGCAGCAGCAGCAGCUGCCAAACCAUUUACACCACCAAGAUGGUUCAGUCACAAACCCGGUCUCGAGCCCAAAAUCAACUCAUCCCGAAAAGACUCGACGGUCUUGGGAUCUUUGGACACACGAAUCUAAGAACUGGUUCUUCGACGCGCUGUGCGAGUACGGGAAGGAUUUCGACGCCAUAUACAAUAGCAUGGCCGCCAAAAGUCGCAAGAGCAAAACUCAGGGCGACAUCGCAUUCAAAAAUAAAGAUCAAGUCCGCUACUUCUACUAUCGGACGUGGCACAAAGUUUCGAAAGCCUUGGGAGAUCUCGGCGAUACGAAGAAGAGCGUGCAAGAAAUCUACGGUCUGGUGAACUACUCGGAGAUGAGGAAAAAAAUCGGUUUCAAAGCUCUAAAUCCCACGAACGCGCCCCGUCUCCUGGAGCUCGUGAUGUCGGGUCAGACGACAAUUAAAGUCAAAGGGAAAAAUCUUCGUAUCAAAACGCCGGUGUGUCGCGCGCUGAGGAUGGUCAACAACGUUCCCGAUAAGUACAAUGAAGGUCCCAAAGUCCCCACCCAAGUCACGGUGGAAAUGCGUCCGGUAGAUAACGCAGCCUGGACGCAUGUGCAAUCGUUGGCGCACAAUCCGCGCGUAAAAAUUUCAUGUGGGCCCCAGAGGAAGAUCGCGUCGAUCGUCGACUUCAUGGAGAGUCGAUGGCAACCCGUACAUUUACGGAAGAAAAAUUCGCUGCUCGCUUCCCUCGAAGGUCUAGAAACUCCUCAGGAGCUGAAGAACUCAAUUUUCAAAUACGCGUCGCCACAGAAACUGCAAGUCCGCGUUUUCCCGAAUCAAGUCCUCAAGCCCCUCGAAAUCACGCUGGCAGACACGUACAGCAGUACGGACGUAAGUUUGAGCUCCUAUCUGAAGCGCCUCGAAGCGAAGUCGGACGAUCAAUCUCAGCUACCCUCGACGAGGAACGAAUCUUCAGAGGGCUCGACAGCGAAUGUCGCGCUCCCCCCACCCACAUCCCACAAUGGUAGCAAUAACAACAACAACAAUUUACACAUUCACCCGAACAACAACCUCAACAUUAAUCACAAUUCCGCAGGUGCGGGCAGCAACCUCAAGAACAAUAUCGUUCCCAAUUCUCCCUCAACAAACGGUUCGACUUCGGUUGCUCAGAACAGAGCCAAAUGCGAUAAUCAGCCCAAGAAAGAAGUGAACGAGCACGGUUUCUUCACCGGAUACGGGAAAAUAUCCGAAAUCAGCGUGACGACAUCGGUCGUCGACGAGGAAGCCUGCGAUGGACUUCAAGCUCCGAAUCACACGACUCAACCGGCUUCGACCCCUUCGAGCUCGGGUGAUGACAAGGCAGAAAAGGACGGUCCCGUCGGACCGGGUUACACGACGGAUUCUCUUUCGGUGAUGACCGUGGGGGAUUUUUACCUGAGACUGGGUUGCCCCGAAUCGAUUGUUCUUUAUUAUAAUUUCCACGGGGACGACUAUCCCGCGCCGGAAAACCGGGCGAAGAGCGUUCUCGAUAAACUGAUGACCGUUUUGUCGGCAAGUGUCUGUGAUAGAAAACUGGCUCAACCCAAACCAACAGUGGCAGCCGCAGCAGCGGCAACAGCAACGCCGUCUACGUCGACGAUCGCACCUAAGGCCAAACGUGAUAGGUUAGCUGACAGAGCUGUCAGGGAUCAGGAGUUCGCGGUACCGCUAGGGAUGGCUCCUCGCGUGACGAAAAAAGACGUCGUCACGCUGGAACAGACAAUCAAGAUCGAUUUGCCGCCUGGCAACCGUCGACAUCGCACGAAACGCAAACCGAUAUCUGCCAUGAUGAUUCAGAGAGCAAUACAGCCGAGAACAGACCCCAUCCCUACGAACGGUGUUGCACCGCAGAGCGUACCCGACGGAGUGGUCAUUCGAAGCAUAAUGCCCGGUGCAGCCAUCGAGACCACGGCACUCCCACCAUCGGCCGCACCGGCGGCCUCGGUCGCGGUUACAGUUCCAGCAGUUCCUUCCGUUGCUGUUGCACCGACACCGCUUCCUGCCGCCGAUUUCUCGAUGGUCUCGGCAGUUUCCCUCGAAGGAUUGAUCGGUCACGCGGAGAGCCAAGCUUGCCCUCAAGACGAGAUGCACAGAGACACUACCCUCGUCGACGACCGUCUCGAGACCCCGAAAAAAGUUUUCAGUUUCAACGAGGAACCCAUGCCGUCUCCGUUGCCCUCGUUGGAUUAUCCGCCGCUUCUCGCGACCCCCACAAAGCAGUGGUUGAACGGCGAUACCUCGAAUUUGUCGCUCGGAUCGCUUCUGAACGUUUUGGAAUCGCCAAUGAAGUCCCACACAGUUGUCGCCGAUUCAAACUCGAACCUUGAAUCAAAACUGCCUGAUGUUGAAAGCCAUUUACAAUCCCUCAUGAACGAGUCGAGCUUAGACUACAUGACGAAGUUCGCAGAUCUAGCUGCACAAAUUGCUCGACAGCCUACGGGAACGUCGGGAACGCCAGGGGACUUAGUCGAAAAUAAACUACAACGGGGGUUUUUUAACGAUAAGCUACGGGAUGUUCUGUCGGUCAGCGGGAAACUGGUUGUCAGGGAGGUAUCUAAUCCAUCAUACAUCAUCUCGUAUUGUAUCUAA
Galendromus occidentalis (western predatory mite) is the source of this 2859-nucleotide messenger RNA. RefSeq names its product cramped chromatin regulator (gene crm). Gene Ontology annotation, cellular component: nucleus. Gene Ontology annotation, biological process: pattern specification process. Lineage: Eukaryota; Metazoa; Arthropoda; Arachnida; Mesostigmata; Phytoseiidae. The transcript is spliced from 5 exons. Gene Ontology annotation, molecular function: chromatin binding. The record is from RefSeq and is a predicted model, not a curated record. The coding region runs from base 1 to 2859 and encodes 952 amino acids.